CUAAAUUGUAGUGGAUACUGUAUUCUAUAGCAGUCGGCAGUACAUAUCGCAAAUACACCGCAAAAAUUAUAGUUUUUAAUUUAGUGAAAAUUUUAUUACUAUAAGAAAUAACAAUUAAAAUGAACUCUCGUAUCGCCCAAGAGGUUAGAAAAAUUGAUGAAAUGGGUUUGGAAACAUCUUCUCCGAUUUCCGUCCCUUAUCCCGAGCAAUUUGACUUUUACUGGCCCGAAUCUUGGCCCUCGUGGUUAAAAUAUUUCGAAAGAUAUCUUUCGCUUCAAAAACUGACAUCUCUACCCGAUUUCAAGAAAAUUGAACUUCUUUGCUAUUCCAUGGGACCCCUAAGUGACAAGAUUCUUAUGCGAAUUUUUCCCGAAUACGAAAACUGUUCUUACGAAAUUGUCAAGCAAACUCUUAACAAAUAUUUUUCUCCUCACUGCAACAUUUGCAAUGGACUCGAAAACUUCAAAAUCGACGAUGAAUCCAGUGAAUUUGUGCCGCAAAAGGAAAACUUGGACAAUAGAGAGGAAAUGUAUAGUUACAAAAUUAAGAAUUUGUCGAAUAUAAUGCAUGAUCGACCUUUUCACUAUUCGCCGGAAUUUCAUCUUCACAAUGUGCAGUGGCAACUUUUGAUAAGAAAAAGGAUUUGUGAUCGAGAACACACAUUUUUGUCGAUUUCUCUGUGGCCGCGGAAGAAUGAAACAUUGAUUAUAAACCAUAAAGUGGUUGGAGAAUUAAGACUUCUUUCGCAGAAUUCGGAUUUGCAGAAGGCAAGUUUUGUUGUGAAAAUCAAUCACGUAUUUCAUAGUGCGACAUAUUUCUGGGAAAGUACCCAUUUUAUGAAGUGGGAAGCAGUUCUGAAAUCGGAGAAUGGAUUUAUCAAGGAUGAUAGCAUUAUCCUUGAAGUCGAAGUCCAAUCUGUUACUCCUGAAGAUUAAUGUUUGGAGACUUUUAUUUAAGGAGCGACUUACAGAUUUUAAGACCGUUGUGAACUAUACUACAGUAAUGCCCGUCUCCUGCACGAUCUUCAGCUCAUCGGCAUUUAUAUUUUUUGAAGAUUGUGAUUCAUCGCUAAAAAUAAUCAGGAAGUUUGGAAUUUUGUGUUUGUUCUGGAAUUUGUGCAUUUCCUUUUUGUUACGCGAGAUUCGUGUUUCAUUUAAUUUGUGAGUCCCAAUUUUGAAUAUUUAUUCAUUCAUACUCUCUACGGCAUUGAAAGAAAGUUUUUUGGACUGUAAGCACUAGAUUUCUUAACUUGAAUAAUAAAAGGUUUUAUUAUUGUUUUUUGUAAGACUAUGUAACAAUAAGAAUAUGAACGGGAUUCUUGAUAUAUUUUAUUUAAUAUUUAGAAGUUAAAUAAAAAAAGAAAACUAUUUAGAAGAUAGUUUCAUCCUAAAUACUGUUUUUGUACAAAUUUUAGUUCUUUGACUCUUCGUAUGUACUGAUAGUUUCGUUCAUAAAAUAUCAUAAGAAUCUACUAAAAAAAGAACAUGGAAAAUGUAACUUACAGCAUUGAAGAGAAUACGUCAUGAUUUCGAUACUUAUUGAAGUUUUCUUAAUUUUGAUAACUGAUUUUCUAUUCAUCAACAAUGUAAUUAAUUAAUUUAGUGUACAUCACAUUUAAGCAGACAAGUACAAAAUAAGCAGAAAUAUGUUGGGUUCAGGGUAAAAACACGACAUUAAUUUUUUAUUUUAAAAAUUCAUUAGAAUCAUUCACUUUGUACGUUUACAAAAUAUUCGUAACGUUUACUAAAAUAUAACUCUUGCGAAUAAAUUAUUUUUCAAUCUAA
Belonocnema kinseyi is the source of this 1784-nucleotide messenger RNA. Its product is annotated as ubiquitin carboxyl-terminal hydrolase 7-like. The record is from RefSeq and is a predicted model, not a curated record. Gene Ontology annotation, molecular function: protein binding. Bases 120 to 935 code for a protein of 271 amino acids. The transcript is spliced from 2 exons. Lineage: Eukaryota; Metazoa; Arthropoda; Insecta; Hymenoptera; Cynipidae.